This is a messenger RNA of Syzygium oleosum, 2445 nucleotides long. RefSeq names its product putative AC transposase. Gene Ontology annotation, molecular function: DNA binding; protein dimerization activity. Bases 147 to 2198 code for a protein of 683 amino acids. Lineage: Eukaryota; Viridiplantae; Streptophyta; Magnoliopsida; Myrtales; Myrtaceae. The record is from RefSeq and is a predicted model, not a curated record. The transcript is spliced from 5 exons.
CCCUUCCGAUUUCGCUCUUGACUGUUCUUGUUUUUGGCAUUCGUUGCGCCGGGCUAUGAGCUGGGCUGUCGCCGGCGCUCCUCCCCUACGGUUCGGUUUCGCGUGAAUUUCUCGGAGCUCUUGGUGGGAAGACGACGGCGAAUCCAAUGGACUGGAAUGUCAAUAAUGCGUACAAGACUUACAAAGAUAUGGAACCGAAAUCCGUGAUGGACAUAGCACUUCUGCCGACGAUUGAUCCAAUAGAUAUUGGGCUGGGUUCUUCAGAAAAGGGAAAUGCUAUUUCUUCAGCGAAACCGAGAAAGAAGACAAUGACAUCGGUCUAUCUCAAGUACUUUGAGACUGCUGCUGAUGGGAAAAGUAGAAGUUGCAAAUUCUGCAGGCAGAACUACUCCAUUGCGACAGCCACUGGAAAUUUGGGGAGGCAUCUUAGUAAUCGCCAUCCGGGUUAUGACAAGGCAGGGGAUGGUCUCAUUAAUUCAGCCUCUCAGCCAGUAGUCACUAUUGCUAAAAAACCUUUGCCCCAAGGGAAAACAUCCAUGCAGGUGGAUUAUGAUCACUUAAACUGGUUGAUCAUCAAGUGGCUCAUUCUAACUUCUCUACCUCCCUCAACCUUGGAAGAGAAGUGGCUUGUAAAUUCCUACAAAUUCUUAAACCCCUCCAUACAUCUCUGGCCUGGAGACAAGUACAAAGUGGUACUUCGCGAAGUUUUUAGGAGCAUGCAGGAAGAUGUUAAGGGGGCUUUGGAGCAGGUUUCUUCUAAGAUUUCAAUCACCCUCGACUUCUGGACUUCUUAUCAAAAAAUCCUCUAUAUGAGUGUCACUAGCCAGUGGAUUGAUGAGACUUGGUCCUUCCAGAGGAUGCUUCUUGAUAUUUGUCACGUACCUCAUCCUUGUGGGAGCACUGAGAUCUACCACUCCCUGGCGAAGGUUCUCCAAAAGUACGAGAUCGAAGGAAGAGCCCUCUCCUGCACCCACGAUAACAGUCCAAAUGCCUUGCAUGCUUGUCAUACACUGACAGAAGACUUGGAUGGUAGGAAAAUGGGGCCCUUCUGUUAUAUUCCCUGUGCUGCUCGUACUUUGAACUCGAUCAUUGAUGACGGAUUGAAAACGACCAAGCCGAUACUAUUCAAGGUCCGGGAGUUUGUUCUCGAGCUGAACGCUUCUCCGGACAUCUCAGACGAUUUCAUUCAACUGACUGCUGCUUAUCAAGAAGGAAGUUGGAAAUUGCCACUCGAUGCAUCACCACGCUGGAGUGGCAGUUACCAGAUGCUUGAUAUGGUCCGCAAGGCUAGUAAGGCUAUGGAUGCUGUAAUCAGAAAGUACGACGAAACUCUAGGUGGUAAAGUGCUGCUGAGCUCCGCGGAGAAGAAUGCUGUGAGCGUCGUCCAUGCUUAUCUCGAGCCUUUCUACAAGACCACGAACAACAUAUGCACGAACAAAGUCCCCACUGUCGGGCUGGUUCUCUUCUUCAUGGAGCACAUAUCUGAGAUGAUCACCUCCUGCCGAGAGUCGCGGCACAACCCAGACUGGCUAAAGAGCAUGGCAGAGGAGAUGGCGAAGAAGUCGAGGAGUUACAGCGGCCAAGUCUGCAACAUCUUCACUUACAUGACGGCGAUUCUGGAUCCCCGAAUCAAGAGCGAACUAAUUCCCGAGAGUCUCAACUUGGAUAAUUAUCUAGAAGAAGCAAGAGCCUACUUCAUGAGAAAUUACUCAGCUAGCCAUUUCGCGUCUCUGGCUAGCACAUAUGGUCCUCACGAAGUUGAAGACGGAGGAAGCGUUUCUUUUGCGGAGGAAAUCGCUCGAAAGAAACGGAGGGCGAGCAUGAACGCCACGACCGAUGAGCUCACUCAGUAUCUAUCGGAACCUCCCGCGCCAUUAUCAACCGAUGUCUUGGAAUGGUGGAAGGUCAAUAGUACACGGUAUCCCCGUCUCUGUCUCAUGGCCCGCGAUUUCUUGGCCGUCCAGGCGACCUCGGUUUCGGCUGAAGAUAUAUUCUGCGGUAAGGGCGACGAGAUAGAUAGGCAGAGGUAUACGAUGCCGCACGAUAGUACCCAGGCUCUACUGUGUAUAAGGUCAUGGUCUCAGUGUGGGAUCAAGUUGAAGUACAAGUCGACCGAAAUAGAUUAUGAGAGGUUGAUGGAGAUGGCCGCCGCCGCCGCAGAAAACAGCGGCCCCAGUAUCGACAAGAAACCCAAAUGAUCACAAGUAACGCAACAAUGUAGGAGAGAGAAUACUUAAGAUAAUGCCCGAAAACGCGUUCCUGAAAGUGACAUGAUACUUUCGCAUCCUUAAGCAGGGAAAACCCUUAAUCUAACUUUUUUUCCCCCUUUAACUUAGGUCUCUGUUGUAUCAAAGGAGAAAAUGGUGUACUCAUACGAAGGAGAACUACCGAUUGAUGUAAAGUGUUGAUGUUAUGUGAAUGCUAACCCCCAAGGAAUACUGAAUA